Molecule: messenger RNA, 6385 nt
Organism: Pseudophryne corroboree (corroboree frog)
Lineage: Eukaryota; Metazoa; Chordata; Amphibia; Anura; Myobatrachidae
Gene: ERGIC1
Product: endoplasmic reticulum-golgi intermediate compartment 1
Exons: 10
Coding region: 259-1131 (290 amino acids)
Source: RefSeq, a predicted model, not a curated record
UCCGGGCCAGGGUGCAGAGCCCGGGACAUAUGAGAACACCCCACGUGGCUAGAGCUGAGUAGUCUCCUGAAGCCGGGGCCGGAUGUGUCCUCUCCGCCUCAGCCAGCUCCCAAUCACAGCUGGCUCGGCGAGCACUACUGACGCCAGUUCCUCUGUGUCUAGCCGGCAGGCUUGAAGAGAGAGACGGUGAGCCAGCCUUGCUCGCUCUCAGCGGCCCCUCAGCAGCCAGUGUCGGUGGGAGGCGGUGCAGGGUGCACAAUGCCAUUUGACUUCAGGAGGUUUGACAUCUACCGGAAGGUGCCCAAAGACUUAACGCAACCAACCUACACUGGUGCAAUCAUUUCCGUCUGCUGUUGUCUCUUCAUCACCUUUCUCUUCUUGUCAGAGCUGACGGGAUUUAUUGCCAAUGAAAUUGUUAGCGAGCUGUAUGUGGAUGACCCUGAUAAAGAGAGUGGAGGUAAAAUAGAUGUGCACCUGAACAUCACCCUGCCCAACCUGAACUGUGAAUUGGUAGGACUGGAUAUUCAGGAUGAAAUGGGCAGACACGAAGUUGGCCAUAUUGAUAAUUCUAUGAAAAUUCCGCUGAAUAAUGGCAAUGGUUGCCAGUUUCAAGGACGUUUCACUAUAAAUAAGGUGCCUGGAAACUUCCAUGUGUCCACGCACAGUGCCACAGCUCAGCCACAGAACCCUGACAUGAGUCACUUCAUUCACAAGUUGAGCUUUGGUGAUUUUUUACAGGUUACAAACAUUCAUGGUGCCUUCAAUGCUCUGGCAGGAGCAGACCGACUCUCUUCCAAUCCUCUGGCUUCCCAUGAUUACAUCUUAAAGAUCGUUCCAACCGUAUAUGAAGACUCGAAUGGCAAGCAGAGGUUUAGUUACCAGUACACCGUAGCUAAUAAGGAAUAUGUAGCAUACAGCCACACAGGAAGAAUUAUCCCUGCCAUCUGGUUUCGGUAUGAUCUCAGCCCCAUCACAGUGAAAUACACAGAGAGGCGGCAACCCAUGUAUAGAUUCAUAACCACGGUAUGCGCCAUUAUUGGGGGAACCUUCACUGUAGCUGGGAUUCUGGACUCUUUCAUUUUUACUGCCUCCGAAGCUUGGAAGAAGAUCCAACUGGGAAAAAUGCAAUAGCAUUUUGUGUUUCAUGGAAUCACCCUUAGCAUGUGGAAGACUUUGAAGGAGCAUGGAUUAAUUGGGAAAUUUUUAUUGUUGGGUGAAAGAAUAGACAUGGGCGUACAGUAGUCCAGUUGGGGCAAGUGUUCACACAGGGCCAUUUAAACAGAUCACUAGCAAUAGUAUGGAGAGUUCACUACAAUUUCUACAGAUUUGUUUUGGGGUUGUUUUUUUUGGGGUGGGGGUAUUUUUGCACAUAAUACAACUCCUGGAGGCUUUUCUAUUUGAAGCGUUUAUUUUAACCUGGAAAUAUACACAAUGAAAGCAGCCAUUGUGUAGGAUGAAUCAAUAUUCAGGCUAUCAAAUUGCUAGGAACUAGUCACAUGACUGAGAUAUCAGGCCUCUCAUGAAUAAUGGCUCAGCUGACAAUAUGGCUGCCCCCACUGUGUGUAGAUGACAGCACACUUUAAACGUGUAUGACAGUUUGGCUUCAUAUCAUAUGGUGCAGUUUUCCAGGUUAUAUUUUGUAUGCUGCUUUGUAGUCUGGACCCCAAAGCACUUUAUAACUGUAACUGGGUACUUGCUGUCGCUACCGUAAUGUCUACAUGACUUCCAGAACAGUGGUUGAUCUAUGACACUACCAAGAGAGUCUGCCCAUCUCCCUAAAGCUGAGCCAGACAAAGAACAGGUGUGCGGGAUGUAAAGUGAUAAUGCGAUUUGCAUCAUCGCACUGCACUGCAGUGACAGGGGCAUUAUGAUGUAAAGUCAUUAUAUCCUACUUCACACACCAUACAUAUAUACGUAAAAUAAGAUACACUUAACCAAACUCCCUGCAGUUGUUAAUAUAGCUCUUGACCUAAAAUAUUGUGUUCAGUCACAAGCACCUGUAAAUGUAUAUUUGAAAACCCACAUGCAGAUAUGCAUCUCCAUUAUGUUAUCUAGGAAAGAAUAUUCAUGAAGUGUUCAGUUCUGUACAAAUUGUGGUGCUUGUGCUUUUCACAUUGAUGUGGUGUAAAGAGGACUGUAGUAUAGAAAGUGAAACAAUGACCUCUGGCUUUUAAAAGCUGUUUAUCCAGAUAAUGGGGGACAUGUACUAAGCAGUGAUAAAAUCGGAGAAGUGAGCCAGUGGAGAAGUUGCCCAUGGCAACCAAUCAGCUGCUCUGUAUACUUUGAUAGUAUUCAAAUUAUAAAUGUUACAUCAGUGCUGAUUGGUUGCCAUGGGCAACUGCUCCACUGGCUCACUUCUCCACUUUUAUCAAUGCUUAGUACAUUACCCCUGUUGUGUUUUAUGCUUUACUUGUCCACAAUUCCAUGGGCAAUUAUUUGCAGGGAGCAUGUUUAUAAUUAAGUCGGUCUUGUUUUUUGUUUGUUUAGUUGAUUUAUUUUUAUAUUUUCUUGUACAUGAACUUUUUCUGUCAGUUGUAAGUGGAGUCAGAGUAACUUAGUUUUACUGGUGGGGCAGUUAGUAUGGCAUUAACAGAUUACAUGUUGCUUUUUUGUUUUUCCACAUAAAUUAGGGAUCAAUAAGUGCCAAUAUGAGGCGUGGUUUGAGUAAUAUCUAAUUUGCCCACAUAGCAAGUUAUAUUUUAUUGAUUUUACAGUUGCCAAGCUAAAUAUAUUUCUAUACAUUGGCAGGGCAGUACAGUCUGUGUGUGUUGCUUUUUUUUUUUUUCUUACAUUGUACAGUUGGGACCAAAUAUUUUAGACACUAAAGUGCAUCCCCCUUUUCUGUCUCUAGUAAAAACAGAAAAUAUCCUAUGGGUUAAGGGCAAAUUUGUCUGUACAACUUUGGUCACUGGCCCCCUGUUUGCUGUGUGUUUUAGGAUAUUAGUGGGUAAUCAGUGAUGGUACAGUCUGCUCACAGUAACAAGGGUUGUCCUCCAUAAAUAUGUCUGGAUAUUUAUUCUGGGCUGUUCAUAGAAGGCAUCCCAAGUGCAUCCUAUUGGUAACCGAUAUGAGGAUUAGAGCAGGAUCAUUUUCAUAGUAGCUAUAUCCUAUAUUAGGGGCCAACUUGCUGCAAGCCCGAUGUUCCAUCUAUAGCUCUUAGUAUUUAAUUACAUAUCUAAAAGAGGCAGACGACACCAAGGUUCAUAUUUACUAAACAGAGCCAUGGUGCAGACACCUGCCAGCAGCUCCGGAUGAUUGACCCUGGUUUGUCAUGUUACAUUCCACACUGGAAACCAAGUAGAACUUAUCAAGAGCAAACAUAGUAGCCUGCAAGUCAACAACUGCAUCAUGACACCCAGUAAAAGCACUAUGCAUAAAACAAGAUGCCAAAUGCCUUGUAAUAUGACGCAGUUUGCUCACAUUAUUAAAACCGUAUAUUGCUAGAUAAUAUCAGUGAACUACAUUAUGUAUGCAUCAUGAUUUUAAGUUUUUUAAUUAUAGUCAGUCAUUUGGAAGCAGACAUAUUCGCAUCAAUAAUUACGUCAGCGUUUAAAAAUAACCACUUUUAUAGUCUAAAUUCAGCAAAUAAAAAAAUAAAAAAAACCUCUUGUACUGACCAUGGCACCAUUAGUAGCCCAGCUGGAUAAUGACCACCUGCCAGGGCAGUAGAGAGCCUGGCUGGGCCCAGGUACUUUUCAGGGGGUGUGGCCUAAUCACAGGAGGUGUGGUCAUAUACCCUGAGAAAAUACAGACAAAAUAGUACUUUAAGCUCCUUCAUGACCACACUGCAGCCCAUCAAACAUCAGCAUGUGCUGGGAGCCCUUUAAUAAAAUAAUUUACAGCUUUAUUUCUGUUUAAAAAACAUUGUUGCUAGAAGGAGAUUACAAAGACUUUUUAGAAAAUUGUCAGCGUCUUAUAACUAUGCUUUAAAUCCUUAAUAGUUUAUUUUCCAAUAUUCAUAUUUUAUUACAUGUAUUAUCAAUACCUGCUUACAGCAGGAUGAUGAGGUCUGUGUUCUUUGCGCAAAUGUUUUUUUUUCUCUUGUUAUGUGCUAUACAUCUGGAUGGUCAACUUAACCAGGCAAAAUCCUAAAAUGUAUCAUUAAGACACACUAAGACACCUUUACCUUCAUUAGUUAGGGCAAAAUGAUUUGUGUUUAUUAGUGCAAGUAAAAAUGAAUGAAUAAGCGGUACAAAAAUAUUAUUAGGGCAUUUUUAUAUAAUGUUGUGUUAUUUUGUGAUACAUUUUCAUUCUGUUAUCAAUGACGUAUAACAGCAAACUGGAGAUCAGUAGGUUAUCGGCUACUUGAUAAUGAAAUUGUUACAUACAGAAGAACAGACGUCUUUAUGAGAUCUGUGUUUGCUGUUACAUGAUUACUCUGUUACACACACUACAAGUCCAUGUUACAAUGGUUCACACUAAGGGGAGAACUCAAUUAGCUUCCAAAAUUUUGGUGGCACUAAAAAUGGGACUUUACUGUGAGGUUUUUGUUUUUUUACCGCAAUCUUUUUUUUUUUCUAUUUCUGUGCAAUCCAAUUAGAGCCCCCUUUUUUAACUCAAAAACACAUAGGGAUGAAAUCAAUUGUUUAUUGCUCCGGCAACCACUAGAUGGAGUCCGACGGAGUAAUUUAUUUGUUGCUCCAUUAAGGCGCUAACAGCUGCCGGUUCCGGUAUUUCAGCUUGUGGCCCCUGGAGUUGGCGAGAUGAAAAGUGCCUGUUUAGGCUCUCAAACUGCACUAUAAAAUGUUGCACCCAGCACUUUGAUCGGGUUUAGCCGCUUUAUGCAGGUAAACCCGAUUUGUUUGGGUGUGACAAGCAUGAAAAAAACAAUUGAAUUGCACCACACAGUAACCCGUCACUUUAGAUGGGAGAUUGCUUGAGCAGGUGGUGCGAUAAACAAUUGAAUUUCCCGCAUAGAUUCUGUGAUAAGUUCACAGACCUAUAUGUUCAGAGACCUAUAUGGUGCGAAAACAGGGUAACUAUUGGGGAUAUUUUUUUCCAGAACCUCAACGGGUUUUGAAAAAAAUAAAAAAUCACAGAUAAAUUGCUGGCAUCAGGCUGACUUUGUGGUGAGUUGGAUAGCCCCGGGGGAUCAAUUAGCCCGUGGUAAAUUACCAUAGGCAAUUGAAUUUCCCCUUUUGUGCUUAAUUUAAUGUCCCUCUGCUUUUCCCAUUAUUCCUCUUGACAUAGGUGUAUGGAGGUUUACUGUUGAAAGAGAGAUGAUUUUAUGCUGGAAUGGUAAUUAUGAUGGAAAAAUUACCAUAUGCUUUACCUUGCUAGUUUUGGGUGAUAUUGUAUUUCUGCUCUAGGUAUAAUGAAGGAGUGCUUGGAGUUUGUAAUAUCUGGAUUUAAUGAUAGGCUAAAUACAGAUCUAGGAGGUGUGAGGUCUUUUGGGGGUUUUUUUUUACCUACCUCUGCUAAAUUCUAAACCUUACCUAUUCUUAACCAUAGAGUCCCAGGAUUCUGGUUUUCUUUUACUGCUAGUGUAAUCCUCAAGUGUACAUCAUUCAUAGGACCAAGGACCUCUGAAAAGGAAUAGGGUUUUAAACUCACUUAAACAUGCUGCAUUAUAGAUUGCAUUGAUUUUCUUUGUUUAAAAAAUAAAUAUAUUUCCUAUAAAUAAGCUUACAGUUCAGGGUCAUGUUACUUCACUUAUGUCUGCAAGAAAGGCUGGAAGGAUUGGACCGCAUUCUCACUGCAGUACUGUUCAUGGGAUUCACUGCCAUACCCACUGGAGUAAUGUCCUAAAGCACAUAAAGAAAUUCUACAGAAUAUUAAGGAGUAUGCCUCUCCAAACCGGUGUACCCGGGAGCUGCACUAUGCUGCUGAUUCCUGCAGUUCCAAGGAGCGGGUCCAUCCCUAUCUUUAUGCAACAUAAGCAUGGAGGCCAUCUACAAGGGAUGUCCACACGUGUACAUAACCUUGAUGUGAUAAAUCACAACUCAUUUUAACCUGUAUAUAGGACUCCUUCAUUAGUACAGCAUUUUUAUACUGAAAACUCCUUUACUUUACAUAACUGGCCUUAUUACAUUUACUGGUUAAUUGAAGUUCUGCUUUCUGUCUGGAGGAGCAAAAUUUAGACCCGUGUCCAGCAGUAAGCUUAUUUAUAUAAAGUAGACGCCGUUUGAAGAUGCAAAGAAGAAUCUUUUUAACAAUCCACAUAAAAGUAUGCAAUAUCUAAAUGUGCUCUUAGCUAGCGGUCCUUUUACAGACUGAUAUAUAUUUUUCUUGUUUUAAAUUACAAAUGAAGGGAAUAAUAAAAAGGGUAUGUUACUGAACUAUUGUGGAGAUUUGUGCAAUUUUGUUCUGGAUAUGUUUUUUUUUCCUCUUGAGUUACUGGUUUCAGUUUUUGUAAACUUUGCAAUAAAACGAAUCCUUUAUAAAA